AGAGCCGAGCUGCAGGAGCCGAGCCCGGGCGGCCGCACUGCCUCUGGAGCGCCAGCCGUCCGGGCCGAGGUCAGUGCUGCACCCGCCUUCCCUACGCAGCGGGAGAGAGAGGCCAGCGCCGCCGCGGACAGGACCACGGAUUCUGCAAUCCCAGGGCUGCCCCAGCAGGGCCGGCUGGACCUGCGGCUGGCUGUUGGUUUGCUGAUUGCACCAUGGAUCCUGCGGAGAAGAAGAUUUCCGUGUGGAUCUGUCAGGAGGAGAAGCUGGUGUCCGGCCUCUCCCGCCGCACCACUUGCUCGGACGUGGUGCGCGUGCUCUUGGAGGACGGCUGCCGGCGGCGACGGAGGCAGCGGCGGGGCCAGCGACAGGGGAUGGCCGGUGACCCACCCGGCCAGGAGGAAUUACCCGAACCCCUGGACGAAAACGACGAGGACGACGACGAGGCGCUGUCCCAGGGCAUGCUGUGUGGGCCUCCGCAGUGCUACUGCAUCGUGGAGAAGUGGCGCGGCUUUGAGCGCAUCCUGCCCAACAAGACGCGCAUCUUGCGCCUGUGGGCCGCCUGGGGCGACGAGCAAGAGAAUGUGCGCUUCGUGCUGGUGCGCAGCGAGGCGUCGUUGCCCAACGCGGGCCCGCGCAGCGCCGAGGCGCGGGUGGUGCUCAGCCGGGAGCGGCCUUGCUUGGCCCGCGGAGCCCCGGUGCGGCCCAGCCUGGCUAUGACCCAGGAGAAACAGCGGCGGGUGGUACGCAAGGCCUUCCGCAAGCUGGCCAAGCUCAAUCGGCGGCGCCAGCUGCAGCCGCCGUCGCCCUGUUCGUCCACGUCGUCGUCCACAGCCUCGUCCUACUCGCCACCUCCCCGCGCUCCCGAGAGUGCAUCAGUGGAGCGCAUGGAGACGCUGGUGCACCUGGUGCUGUCGCAGGACCACACCAUCCGCCAGCAGGUGCAGCGGCUCCGGGAGCUCGACCGCGAGAUCGACCGCUACGAAGCCAAGGUGCACUUGGACCGCAUGCGGAGGCACGGGGUCAACUACGUGCAGGAUACUUACUUGAUGGGCAUGGGUGUCGAGCUGGACGGGCCCAGUUCUGGAGAGGAGCCAGAGAAGGAGCCGGCGGCGGCGGAGGCGGCUGCACCCCUGGACGGCGAGGCACAGACGACAGCGCUGGAGGAGCUGGCCCGGCGCUGCGACGACCUGCUGCAGCUGCAGGAACAGAGGGCCCAGCAGGAGGAGUUGCUGGAGCGCCUCUCCACCGAGAUCCAGGAGGAGCUGAACCAGAGGUGGAUGGAACGGCGCAAGGAGGAGCUGUCGGCGCGCGAGGAGCCCCCGGAGCCCGACGGCGGCGGCCCGGAGGGCGAACUGCUGCUGGAGCAGGAGCGGGUCAGGACGCAGCUCAGCACCAGCCUUUACAUCGGGCUGCGGCUCAACACGGACCUGGAGACCGUCAAGGCGGACUUGGAUUACAGCCAACAGCAGUGGGACAGCAAGGAGCGCGAGCUGCAGGGCCUCCUCCAGACCCUGCACACUUUGGAACCGGCGGUGGGGCGGGAUGGGCCUCCGGGUCCCGGCGCACCCUCGCGGGAGCCCUGGCCUGAAACCUGUACCGAGGUGUGGGUGGACCAAGCCCGCGGACUGGCCAAGAGCUGUCCUGGCAACGACGAGGACUCGGACACGGGGCUGAGCUCCAUGCACAGCCAGGACUCGGACUCGGUGCCGGUGUGCGAAUCCCUCGUGUAGGAGGAGCUAGGAGGGAGACGCUCGGAUCUCUGUCUCGCAGCGUGCCUUGGCCGCGCGGCUCAGGGACUUGAAUCCGGCUGCAGGGAGCCGGGAGCUCCUUCCAGGCCGCAGCGCUCAGCUCUGAGAUCUGACCCAGACGGUCAGAGAUGGCUGGGGACACUUGUCGCGCAGCGGGCAGCGGCGCCCCGCUGACUCCAGGGAGAUGCAGAUGCUCUCUUACCCUCUGUGCUGACACGGGAGCCUGUCCUGACCUCCUCUGGUCUCUGGUCACCAGCUGCACUGUCCCCUGUUGAGGAAUGACCACACCUCGACUGCCACUGCCAUGGAGUAACAGCACGCAUGCCAGUUUUCAGGUCGUCAAGUAAAAUCUGAAAUAAAAAGCCCUUUUCUAACUUGAUUUUUUCCAAAGACUUUACUUGGCGUAAUGGUUUUUGCCUUAAAGUUACAUCUGAUUCAGAAACAUCCGUGGAUUUGGUCUUGAGCUUGGUGACAACAAGGAAUAAACCCACUGUGUUCCAUUGUUCAAUCCCAUAAACACAAAGCCAACGAUAGCUUUAUUCUGAGGCUAAGGUAAAAUCCUAAUUCAUGUAUGACAAAUGCCACUUGUCUGAAUGGCUUCUCCUGGAAAUGGGCUGACCUGGUGGUUUUUAAAUUAUUGUGCUUUUUUUCCCCUCCAGGGUGGGAGGGGAAGUGGUUCUUGGAUGUUUAUUAACUCAGAAAGAAGGCAGAAGUUGGCAGAAGAGGUUGCCUGGCAGAAAGGAGCUGUUUUCCUUUUCACUGUUAUUAUUUUAAACUUUGAUGGGCUGCUGACGUCAGCAAAUAUGCUGGAAGCCUGUAACGCCAACAAGCCACCUCACAGAGAGAAGGCCCUUGGGGUGUUCCGGGCUCUGCUUCUAGAACCUUUCCUGUUCUGACCACCUGAAGCUGUUUGCCUGGUCAACGUCUCAGGCAGCCCGGGGAGGCUUUAUUUCUAACAAAAGGCAGCUCAGGCUGCCCAUUUUUGCUUUCAUCCAAAUCAAUUAUAUUCCUAAAAGGCAUUCUCUGUGUGGGUAGGAGAGAGGAGGAUGGGGGUGGGGAGAGGAGACAAUAGUUCCUUUUAGGAAGAGCUUUGCUGGCCCAGGAAAGGUACAGUGCCAAUGCGGGGACAUGCUUAAUAAAAUGCUCCAUGUGUUCCAAC
Molecule: messenger RNA, 2907 nt
Organism: Cavia porcellus (domestic guinea pig)
Lineage: Eukaryota; Metazoa; Chordata; Mammalia; Rodentia; Caviidae
Gene: Rassf10
Product: Ras association domain family member 10
Exons: 2
Coding region: 213-1730 (505 amino acids)
Biological process (GO): signal transduction
Source: RefSeq, a predicted model, not a curated record